Molecule: messenger RNA, 1731 nt
Organism: Gossypium arboreum
Lineage: Eukaryota; Viridiplantae; Streptophyta; Magnoliopsida; Malvales; Malvaceae
Product: dof zinc finger protein DOF5.6
Exons: 2
Coding region: 647-1474 (275 amino acids)
Biological process (GO): regulation of DNA-templated transcription
Molecular function (GO): DNA-binding transcription factor activity; DNA binding
Source: RefSeq, a predicted model, not a curated record
CAAAUGUGAGAGUUACUGAAAUUGGACCCGCAAGUGGAGUGCUCUUUUGAUAUGUUCUUCUCUUCUUUAUCGAAAAACACCCCCACAUAAACUAUAAUUCUUUCUUCUCCUCUUGUGGGUGGAUGGUGGGUGACGUCAAAACAUGUGUUUUCAUGUUAUACCCCUACCAAUGCCGAUAUUUCUGACAUACUCUUAACAAAUGAUCACACGGCUGAGGUUGUCCCAACAGGACGACCAAGGUGACAUCAAAGUCCUACAUUUUCAAGCUGAGUAUUCGUAAAGAUCUAAUAAGUGGGACCUCUGUCCUUGGAUUGUACAGCAUUGUUGGCCCCAUAGAAUAAUAUAAUUGUUUUAGCCCACCGACGACUAAGAAUGGAAGGGAUUGCAGCGACUCUCUCUCUCUCUCUCUAGACCUUUUUCUUCCUUCUUAUUUACAGCUUCCUCCCUUUAUCUGACAGGCCAUUUCCCUUUCUGAUAUCCUUCCCUCCCUCACUCUCUCUUCUUCUGCCUUUGAUCUGCUCUCUAUCCCUUUCUCUAUAGUAUUUAGUGGCAUAUUUAGAAAAAGUGUUAGUGAAGAUAAAGCGUGAGAGGGAGAUUAAAUUUUUUGCAUUGCGUAUAUUUGGUUUUCAGUUUGUUUGUUUGUUUGAUGGGUUUUACUUCUCUUCAAGUUUGCAUGGAUUCAUCUGAUUGGCUUCAGGGAAUGACUCAGGAGGUGCCAGCAAUGGAUUCUUCAUCCCCAUGUGGGGAUAUUCUCACAUGCUCAAGGCCAUUGAUAGAAAGGAGGCUAAGACCUCCGCAGGAACAAGCUGUCAAGUGCCCAAGGUGUGACUCCACCCACACCAAGUUUUGCUACUACAACAAUUACAGCCUCUCCCAGCCGAGGUACUUUUGCAAGACUUGUAGGAGGUACUGGACCAAGGGCGGAACACUAAGGAACAUUCCUGUCGGUGGAGGGUGUAGAAAGAACAAGAAAGUCGCUACUACUAAAAGAUCAAAUGAUCAAUCAGCCAACAACUCUGCCGGGUCAUCUAUGCCUCAUAAUCCCACUGAUCUUCACCUUUCGUUACCUGAAAUGCACCUUUCUCACCUUAAUAACAUACUUGGUAUUCAUGGUAGUAAUACUAACUUCAUGGAGAGUAAAUACAAUCCACUGCUUGAAAACCCAGGGCCGAUCGAUUUCUUGUCUAGGAACUACGAAGGUUUGGGGAAUGGUGAGUUGGGUAUGAUUGGAGGACUUGGGGAUUGCUCUCCAUAUGGGAUGUCCCUUGAUGGCAAUGUUAAUACUAUUACUUUCAUGGACACUUAUCAGAGGAUGACGUUUCCCUAUGCUGCAAAUGAAGAUCAGCAUGCAACGGACGUGAAGCCAAACACUAAGCUCUUGUCCCUUGACUGCUGGCAAGACCAAGGAUGUUCUGAUACAGGGAAAUGCACUUACGGAUUCUUCAACAACUUUGGAUCAUGGAAUGAUGAAUGAUUAUGGACCCUCCACGACAAAUCAAUGAUAAAGAGUGCCCAUUCCGGUUGUUUCAAUGUAUCCAUUAUUGAUAGAUGGCUGGGGAGUUAUCAUUCAUGCGAUCAAGUCUCAUGAUUUGCCUGCUAUGGCCUAUAGCUUUGUUACGGACUAAUUGUUUUAGUGCAUCCUUUGAUCUAAUUUCAAUUGCCUAAUCUUGUAUCUUUGUGUAGUACGUUUGUGGAAACCUAAUUUUAUUCGAGCUUAUUGCUUUAUUUUCA